Molecule: messenger RNA, 1418 nt
Organism: Synchiropus splendidus (mandarinfish)
Lineage: Eukaryota; Metazoa; Chordata; Actinopteri; Syngnathiformes; Callionymidae
Product: transcription factor JunD-like
Exons: 1
Coding region: 134-961 (275 amino acids)
Biological process (GO): regulation of cell population proliferation; regulation of transcription by RNA polymerase II; regulation of cell cycle
Cellular component (GO): transcription regulator complex
Molecular function (GO): RNA polymerase II cis-regulatory region sequence-specific DNA binding; transcription factor binding; DNA-binding transcription factor activity, RNA polymerase II-specific
Source: RefSeq, a predicted model, not a curated record
ACUGCGCGUGAGCAGAGGGUCUUCGAGACAGAACCCCUUCAGUCGUCAGAUUUAUAUUGAGAGUUUUUUUUGGGGGGAGGUUAUGGGAAGGAGGGUGUUUUUGUGAACCAACCUCUUUCAGUGUCCAGGAAUAAUGAUGAAGAAGGACGUUAGUUUGAGCCCGGCGGACGAGGCGGACCUGAAGCCGCAUCUGCGGGAUGCCGAGAGCCUCCUGAGUUCGCCGGAGUUGGGGCUGCUGAAACUGGCCUCGCCGGAGCUGGAGCGACUCAUCAUCCAGUCCAACGGCAUGGUCACCACUACACCCUCCGUUUCACAGUUCUUGUACCCGAAAACGGUCACCGACGAACAGGAAUUCGCGGAGGGCUUCGUGAAAGCGUUGGAGGAUCUUCACAAGCAAAAUCAGCUGAACGGAUCUGGGCAGGCUAAUGGGAGUCUCGAUCUAGGUGCGCAUCUCUCCCCGGUCUCACUGCCGCUCGAUCUACCGGUGUACACCAACCUGAACAGUUACGGUAGCGGACCACUGGGGACCACCGUCAACUACUCCACCGACACCGUCCCUUUUCCACCUCCUCCCCCGCCGCAUCAUUUCGGAGAAGCCGCUGCUCAGCCGCCGGAGCUCACGCGGGUUCAGACUCCAAAAGAGGAACCUCAGACGGUGCCGGACGUGCAGAGUUUCGGGGAGAGCCCGCCGCUGUCACCGGUCGACAUGGACUCGCAGGAGCUCAUAAAAGCCGAGAGGAAGCGGCUCAGGAACCGGAUCGCAGCCUCCAAGUGUCGAAGGCGCAAACUGGAGCGAAUCUCUCGACUGGAGGACAAAGUGAAGACUCUAAAGAACCAGAACACUGACCUGGCCUCCACAGCUGGCCUGCUCCGAGAGCAAGUGGCCCAGCUGAAACAGAAAGUCCUGACCCAUGUGAACAGUGGCUGUGAGCUGUUGCCACAUGAGGUCCCAGUUCACUAGGGAGUCGAUCCAGAACCAGAACCGGUCCAGCAUAUAAGAUGGAACACUAGUCAGUGUGGGUUAUCGAUCACAUCGAUGUGGACGCUGAAAAUGACCCGCUCAUUUGUUUGGAGCCUCUGACACGGGAAAUGAUCGAACUGGGCUUAGUCAUCGAACUAAUAACCGAGCGAGUGGACAGUAAUCUAUUCAAUAUAAAAUAAAAUACGCUCAUUCUGUUCUACCCGGUGGAGUGUAGUAAUUGAUCAAUAUCUCCAUAUUCGCGUGUUCAUUUUAAAUUGAUCUGCCUGUGAUGUCUUCUGCGAAUGUUAUUUCUCAACAGCUGUUAAUAAACAGAAUCGCGCUCUAUUCAUUCUGUGUGUUUAGUUUUAUGCGUCUGACCAGGACUGUUCGUCGCUCUGGUCAGACUGCGUCUGUGAAAUAACGCUGCUCAGUAAUGAACACUGUUUUAUAGGUUUCA